Scatophagus argus is the source of this 1265-nucleotide messenger RNA. Its product is annotated as angiopoietin-related protein 2-like. The record is from RefSeq and is a predicted model, not a curated record. The transcript has 8 exons. The coding region runs from base 1 to 1068 and encodes 355 amino acids. NCBI's taxonomy places the organism in Eukaryota, Metazoa, Chordata, Actinopteri, Scatophagidae.
AUGGCUGACAUUGAGUACAUGUUUCACCAGGUAAGGGUCUCCCCUGAUGAUACAGACCUGCUCAGGUUCUUCUGGUGGCAAAAAGGGGAUAUGGAACAACAACCUGCUGAAUACAGGAUGAAGGUCAGAAAGCAGAGUAACAGCAUGAAUUCUCGCAUUGCCCAGCUCUAUGCCCAGCUGCUACAUGAAGUCAUACACAAGAAAGACCAGGCUUUGGAGCAAAGAAGGGUGGAGAACCUCCUACUGAAUGCUACAGUGCAGGCAUUGCAGGUCUCCAGUAACUACAGGGAACUGGAGAAACAAUAUGGAGCCCUCACCUCCAUCAUGAGUUCCCAGAACCAGUUUAUUGCUCGUUUGGAGAAGCAGUGCCGCUGCAGGGACUCCACCCAGUCCUCUCCGGUGACGACAGAGCCACCAAAAAGCCUAUCUAACAUGCAUCCUAAUUACAGCUCUGAGGUCAACGAAAUGACCAAUGAUGUUCAAAGAGACCAAAGUGCUCUUCCACCACAGCAGGAAAAAACAGCCCAUCCUCUCGCCACCACUACCGCCAACACUCCUACAGACCCUCCUUUCAUUAGUUUCCCUGUAACAAAGACUCCAGGUACAUUAAUUCAAGGCUUUGGAAACCUAGAUGGGGAGUACUGGCUUGGCCUGGAACACCUCUACUGGAUGACUAAACAGACCCAGUAUAAGCUCCGGGUGGCUCUUGAGGACUGGCAGGGACGGCAGGUGUUUGCAGAGUAUGACAGUUUCUACCUGGAGCCAGAAAGCGACUGGUACAGACUACGUUUAGGGCAAUACCAUGGCAAUGCAGGGGACUCCCUUUCAUGGCACAACAACAAGGCCUUCACCACUCUGGAUCGAGACAAGGACAGCUACACAGGUAACUGUGCUCAUUACCAGAAAGGAGGCUGGUGGUACCACAUGUGUGCCCACUCUAAUCUGAACGGUGUGUGGUAUCGAGGUGGACACUAUCGCAGCCACUACCAGGAUGGGGUCUACUGGACAGAGUUCCACGGAGGGUCUUAUUCCCUUCAGAGAGUUUCCAUGAUGAUCAAACCUAUAUAACGUAGUUUCAUUAUGGGCAUGUGAGAAAACAAUGCAAAUGAUGAGUUAAAUUAGACGCACGCAGUAUUUUCAUAAAAGGCCAUGAUUUUUUUUAUGACUAACAUGCUGAUAUGUCUGUCUGCUGUGUUGCAACUUCCUGACAAAAUUUGAUGUUUUCCAAUUUGCAAUGUACUUUUCAAUAAAUUUAUACCACAUUA